GCGCGCCUCGUGCGGGGCUGGGGGGCGGUCCUCGCGUUGCCCCUGGAAACCACCGGAUGCCAGAGCGACCCGGGAGCAAGACGUGAGAAUACAAGAUGGCGGAUGACCUAGACGAGCUCUUGGAUGAGGUGGAGUCCAAGUUUUGCCGACCAGACCCACUGAGACUGGGUACGGUCGAGCGGCCCAGAGGCGGCGGCGGCGGCUUCUUCGGCAACGACCAGAACCGAGCCGAGGCGAAAGAGAAUCUCAGAUUAGCAGAAACAUUUGAAAAAGAAGAUGAUCUUGACAGUCUUAUUAAUGAAAUAUUUGAAGAGCCCCACUUCGACAAAAAACACUUUAAAUUAAAAUCUAAAUCUUCAGGUAACACGUCUGUCAGAGCUUCUAUUCAAGGCCUUGGUAAAAGCUGCAGCCCAGUGUACAUUGGCGGAAGCACUGUUCCAUGUGGGAUUGGGACAAAUACUUCACAGAGAGCAUGUGACCAUCUGCGUUGUACAGCCUGUGAUUUCUGGGUAGAAAGCUACGAUGACUAUAGGUGGGACAAAUCAUGUGAUUACCUGUUUUUCAGGAACAAUAUGCCAGAAUUCCACAAAUUAAAAACAAAGCUGGUAAAGAAGAAAGGAACACGAGCAUAUGCCUGCCAGUGUAGCUGGAGAGCUGUUGAAGAACUGACUGACCUUCAGACCGACCAUCAGCUUCGCUGGGUUUGCGGCAAACACUAAGGAUCCAGCCUUCCUACAUUCAGACAGCUGCGUCCAUGAGCGCAGUCUCUCUUCAUCGUCACAGUGUUUAGGUAAAGAUACAUAGUAUCGUGCCCUUUGGAAAAGACAAAAUUUCAUUUAAUGGCUGUACAAAUUUUCAAGGACUAAAUGGACUUGGGAAGAUAAUGUGCUUUAACAUUUUGAAAUUAUUCCUUUUUGAUAUAUGAGCAUUUCACUUAGUAAGGUAACGGGUUAUCCAAAUACUUCUUUGCUAGGUUGUCUCCUGGAGUUUCAUACAGAUAUGUAGCCAUUCACUAAUAAUUGCCAUACUCCUGACUGCUAAUACACUUAGCAUGAGCAUUCCUCUUUAUAGUAGUUAAAGGGGAUAAAGCUGGCCCUGCAGAGAGGUCACUGAGGGGCGUACAUAUCACCUGCUCUGGUCAGAUCUGCUGUCAGCAAAAAUAAUAAUUUAGACACAUCAGAAUCCAUAGUCAGUGACUGAGGAAAGGGUUGUCAAGAGUGUGGGUGAAUUGUAGGUGAAAACACUGCCUGUAUCUGAUCUUACUUCACAAAUUCAAAGCAAUUCUAUGCACAAUAGUAGGUAUAUAUUACCAGUUUUAACUUAUUUCUCCUCCUUUUGUUCAUUUAGAUAUCAAAAGGUAUCUGGUUUUGUAUUUUAGCAAAUAUUCAUUUCUAUAUUAAAAAGGUUUUUUUGAUGCACCUAAAACUAGAAGGAAAAAUCCUGAUACAGAUCAUUGCUGGAUUUUCCAAGUACCUUCUUGCCUUUAAUGCCCUAAAACUCCAUUAAGUAAAGAGAACAGCAAGUAAGAUAUUUUCUUAGGCAGCCUGUUGAUUUUUCUGGUAGGAUCAGGUUGACAUGCUGUUCAUUAGAUAACUACAUGAAAAGAGAAAUAAAGCAUAGCUGAACCAGCAGGUAACCUGUUGGGCUCCUUAAUAUGACUAAGACUUGAGGAAUCCUACAAAGCAGCACAUUUGGAAAAGCGGUUACCUCAAAAUUACCAGCUUCCAGCCUCAUCAGGAGAUUCCAGUUUGCCAGAUGCUCUUCACCGCAUGUGUCUAUUAUGCAGUUCAGAUAUGUGACACAAGGCUUCCUUAAAGGGAGUAACCAAACACAGUUGUGAUCUGUUUAGUCUUAUACUGAAUCUGUUCCAGCCAUUUUACUCAAGCAAAGAAAGAUCUGGUCAUUCAAAUCCUUCUCCUAACCGUGACACUUUUGCAUAUGUAUAUAACUUGCUCUAGUAAGUCAGUCUAGUAUUCUAACAGGAUACAUCUCACUGGCAGAUGCUCACAUUUUUAUAUUAAGGAUAUGUUUACAGAUCUUAUCUUUCAAUAAAAGUGUUUUAUCACCUAAAAUUUUAUCAAAAACAUAGGAUCUGGGUUGAAUUGCCUAUUGCAAAAAAUAGAGCAGCAAGAUCCACACAUUCAGGACCUCAUGGAAUUUGGCACAUUUAGUCAUAAUGGUGAUUUUUUUUUUUUAAUGAGCAAAUUUGCUAAAUUAUGGAUUUGAAUUUUUUGCUUUUAUUAUUUCAUUAUAACUAUUCUGUAACUUAGAUAUAUUGCCCAUGUGUAGCAGUCCAUAACAUAAUAGGUAUAAUAAUUAAUUCCCCAGUGUCGGAAAUGUGUAAAUGAGUUCAUAUUUUUGUUGGUAAUUUACCUUAUAAGCUUUUUAAUAUUGUAUAAUUUUUAAUCUAAAAUGUAGAAAGUAUAUGUUUAUAUACAAAUGAGUAGACUAGUACCAGUUGUAACUUAUUAGCCAAAACGCAGCUACUUUACUGUCAAUGUAGAAGAAGAGUGUAGCUUGUAAUCAAUUAUAAUUUUUAAAUGCAAAGUCUAUAAAGCUUUCAAGAUGUUUUUCCCAUUUGUUUUCAAUAUUUAUAAUAAUUUUCUACUACCUUCAAGUAUCUUAUUUUUUUUAAUUAAAGUUUUAUUGAAACACAGUAUGUAACAAACCCACUUGUUUAUCUAGUUGUAGAGCCCUAGUGCUGGCUCGGUAGUUGUGGUGCACAGGCUUAGUUGCUUGGCAACAUGGGGGCUCUUAGUUUCUGGAUCAGGGAUCAAGCCUGAGUCUCCUGCAUUGCAUGAAUUCUUAACUGCUGGACCACCAAGAAGGUACCAGCAAGUGUCUGUUUUUUAAUCAAGCCAGGUAGCUACUUUGUUUGAACUCUGUUGUACUCUCAUACCUUUAUCUUACCCAAAAGUAAAUAAAUAAUAAAUAGCUUUACUCUGUAUUUAGGUGUAUUUUUUUUGUUUUAUAAUAAAAUAUUCAUAUGGGGAUUAAUGUGAUAUAAUUUUGAUAAUUUCCUUUAAAAUGUCAACAAAGUUUUGAGCCAUCCCGUUGAACAGAGAAUGUAUUUAUUUGCAUUGAGGAAGAGAAGCAUGCCAUGAGUUUCAGUGCCUGUGUAAGCAUGUAUGUGUACGUGCACAUGUAAGAAAGUGUGGCAGCUAAAGGAGCAGGUCUGCGUGUAGGAAGGAGCCUGUUGAUACAGUGGUUGGUGUCCAUCCAGACCCGUAUGAUGAUGUCCGUACACUUAACACCUUUCUUUUCUUGGGCCAAAGAAAUGCAUCAAACUGUGAUUUUUAAUGGUUUUCCCUCCUUUUCUUACUCACCUGAUAUUUUUAAAUGCAGGAGGGAAGGGUCUUAUAUCUAAUAAGUAUUGUAAUGAAGCUUAAUAGUAACUCAAAUGCUGAUUUUUUUUCCAGAUGUUAGGUUUUUAACGAAAUCUCUAUUAGCCACCAUACUAGCUUUAUGUAUUGUUUAAGGUAAUUCUGAAAGGAACGAAAAAUUUCAAAAUAUACAGUCUCUUUUCAGGUUUUACAUUAUAUCACAUUUAUUUGGGUUUGUGACACCAAAUGUACCCUAUUUCAAAGUAUGGCUUGGAAUAUAUACGUAUGGUUGAUAAUUAAAUUUGUUUUCAGACUUUCCCCAAAAUGAGUGACAACAUGAAGUGUUACAAAAUCAGAGUUGGAAGUCAUGUCCCUUUGAAAGCUACUUAACCUUGGGGCUUCUUUUGCCUCAUCUUUGUGCAUGAUGGUAUCCCUUUUGUAAGCUUGUUGAGAAGAUUAAAUUAUAUACUAUGUGAAAAUGAUAUGACAUAGUAUGGCGUUUAGUUCAGAAUAAGUGCUUAAUAAAUGCUCUCACUCUUCUUCCUUC
Molecule: messenger RNA, 3870 nt
Organism: Capra hircus (goat)
Lineage: Eukaryota; Metazoa; Chordata; Mammalia; Artiodactyla; Bovidae
Gene: CFAP418
Product: chromosome 14 C8orf37 homolog
Exons: 6
Coding region: 96-719 (207 amino acids)
Cellular component (GO): cytosol
Source: RefSeq, a predicted model, not a curated record